GAGGAAAUGUUUCACUGAAGAAGAACCCAUCCAGAGGACCUUCUUAUUGUUUUCAUUUUGGUUUAAAUUAAAUUAGGUUAAUUUAUCAGUAGUUUUUCCCCCCCAAAAGGAGUACAAAAAGUUAACCAAGCCAGGAGAGAUGGCAGACCGAGCCUUAUCUGCUGCCAAGGAGGUUGUCCUAAUGCCCAGCUGUGACCUUCCUGAGGACCUGCCCAGAAUCCGAGGCUACGACUUCAACCAGGGCGUCGAUCUGAAGGCAGUGCUGAAGUCCUACCUCACCACGGGCUUUCAGGCCAGCAGUUUGGGUUUAGCCAUCCAGGAGAUCAAUCACAUGAUAGAGAAGCGCCUUGAGCCAGUGGAGGUUGAUGAAGAAAACAAGUCUCUGGAGUCUGGUGAAUCCUCCGGAAAAUCAGGCUGCACCAUCUUCCUGGGCUACACCUCCAACCUCAUCAGCUCCGGAGUCAGAGAGAGCAUCCGCUACCUGGCAGAGCACAAAAUGGUGGAUGUGAUCGUGACCACGGCGGGAGGCAUCGAGGAAGAUCUGAUCAAGUGUUUGUCUCACACCUACCUGGGAGACUUUAGUCUGCCGGGUAAGGAGCUCCGGCUGAAAGGCAUCAACAGAAUAGGGAAUCUGCUGGUGCCCAAUGACAACUACUGUAAGUUUGAAGACUGGCUGAUGCCCAUUCUGGACCAGAUGUUGUUGGAGCAGAACACAGAGGGCGUCCGAUGGACUCCUUCUAAAAUGAUCCAUCGGCUUGGCAAGGAGAUAAAUAACACAGACUCUGUCUACUACUGGGCCUACAAGAAUAACAUCCCUGUGUUCAGUCCUGCGCUCACAGACGGCUCUCUGGGAGACAUGAUCUACUUCCACUCAUUCAAGAACCCUGGCUUGGUUUUGGACAUCGUUGAAGAUAUUCGAAGGUUGAACGGUCUGGCAAUUUUUGCCAAGAAGACAGGAAUGAUCAUCCUGGGAGGAGGACUGGUGAAGCACCAUAUAGCCAACUCUAAUCUUAUGAGGAACGGAGCAGACUACGCCGUGUACGUGAACACGGGUCAGGAGUUUGACGGGUCUGACGCUGGGGCCCGACCCGAUGAGGCUGUAUCCUGGGGCAAAAUCCGAACRGAUGCCAAACCUGUAAAAGUGUAUGCAGACGCCACGUUAGUUUUCCCUCUUAUUGUAGCUGAGACCUUCGCUCUGCACGCAGACAAGCUGACAGCUGGACAGAAAACUGUUUAAUUACCUUACAUGUUUAGUUAUAAACAACCACCUGAUUCCUCUGUUUUUUGUUUCUAACUGAAAACAAGUCAGGUGUCCUGAACCYCUGUUUAGAAAAUCCAUUCAGUCAGUUUUAGCAAGCAUGUAUAGAAUGUGUCUGGAUAUUUAUUAUUUGAAUGGAAUGCUAAUGCUAAUUCUGUAACUUGUUCAAACAAGUCAUUUUUUUUUCUUUUGUGGACAGCUGACUGUGUGUUAUGCUAUUACCUCUGUACCAAAGAGACAUCCUAGAAUGCAGGGUGUGUCGAGGCACAAAACUGCACAUGUAUACAAGUAUUACCAAAGCAAAGGCCUUUGAUAUUAGUUUUUAUUUUUUAUUAGUGUCACUUUGGAUGGACGAUAUCCCUCUUAAGAAGUCACGAGAAAAUGACUGUUUUCCUUGGUUAAAGGAUGUUUAGUGUGCUUAAAUUCUGUAAUGGUUCACUGUAGAUGUGUUUAAAAAGGUCACGCUGAUCCCAUCAUAUGACUGAUCAUUGUUUAAAAGAGACAUUUAUAGAUUACAAUGCUCUUUAGUUACAUUCGUAACGCAUUUAGAAGCAACAAAUUGACCUACUUUUCUUUUAAAAUGGUACAAAGAGAAUAUAUUAAAAGUUGAAAAUCGUUUUUCUUUUUUUUAAAGUUUCUGAACUGGCAGCAAGUUUCAGAAAAGUUGAGUGAAAAGGUUGCAGCAUGAGUGCUUUCCAAUAGAACAAUGGUAGUUUUGAAAGUUAAAUAUUUGUCCUAUUCUUGCUAAAUAGAAAAUUUCAGCCUAGAUCUUAUCCAUUGUAUUUUUUAUUUCAUAAUGCUUUUACUGCAUAGCCACUGUUGUAAUACAUGUAGGAUGUGGUUUGCCAUUGUUUCGCUGAAAUAAAGGAAAACUUCAGUCUCAA
Austrofundulus limnaeus is the source of this 2142-nucleotide messenger RNA. It is a transcript of the gene dhps, whose product is annotated as deoxyhypusine synthase. Gene Ontology annotation, cellular component: cytoplasm. The transcript is spliced from 10 exons. The coding region runs from base 140 to 1237 and encodes 365 amino acids. The record is from RefSeq and is a predicted model, not a curated record. NCBI's taxonomy places the organism in Eukaryota, Metazoa, Chordata, Actinopteri, Cyprinodontiformes, Rivulidae. Gene Ontology annotation, molecular function: deoxyhypusine synthase activity. Gene Ontology annotation, biological process: peptidyl-hypusine biosynthetic process.